Molecule: messenger RNA, 1015 nt
Organism: Spodoptera frugiperda (fall armyworm)
Lineage: Eukaryota; Metazoa; Arthropoda; Insecta; Lepidoptera; Noctuidae
Product: pancreatic triacylglycerol lipase
Exons: 6
Coding region: 67-957 (296 amino acids)
Molecular function (GO): lipase activity
Source: RefSeq, a predicted model, not a curated record
GUAAUCUAAGAUAAAUGCUAUAAAUAUAUAUCCGUUGGUUACUUUUACUGAAUUAGUUUUGACAAAAUGGCCGCGCUUGUGAAGUGUUUAAUUGUCCUGUGCGCUGCUGUUGCAGCCUCUGGAUAUGGCCUGGGUGAGAUGGAUGUUAUAUUCCACAUGUUCCACAGAGGGAGCCCGUCUGUGAGCGAGCCUCUGCUGCCCACUGCGAACUCCGUCAUGCAGUCCUCAUUCUCUCCCUUCCGCCCCACUGUAAUAACUAUCCAUAACAGUGGCGAUGCCGCUACAGGAAACUUCAAUGCCUAUGUUGUCUCUGCACACUUAGUGGCUCAAGAUGUCAACUUGAUCGCUGUCGACUGGAGUGCCGGCUCUGGCAUGUACUCACAGGGUCUCGCUAACGCUGUGCAGUGCGGAGAGCGCAUCGCAUCCUUCAUCAACCUGUUAAUCAACAUCGCCGCCUACGGUCCAGAAAACUAUCGUAUUGUGGGUAUUGGUCUCGGUGCACAUAUUGCCGGUAUUGCCGCUUCGUUCGUCAGUACCGGUAACAUUGGUCAUAUUGUUGCUAUCGAUCCUUCCUUGGUUGGCUGGACUCACCACCCUCACAAAUUGAGCGCCGACAAAGCUUUAGUAACAGAGGUUCUCCACGUUACCGCUGGUAGCCUCGGCUACGACUACCCCUUGGGAAAAAUUGACUUUUACCCCAACGGUGGUGCCAAUCAACCUAAUUGCGCUACUGAUGUCAGUUGCUCCCAAAAUAUGGGUUACGUCUUCUAUGCUGAGUCUCUAGCCGCGGGUGGUAGCCAAUUUGUUGCUACAGCUUGUGACAGUUACGAGGAAGCCGUUGGUCAAACAUGCUCAGGGGAUAAGGGAGUAGUCUUCGGUGGUCUCGCAGAUAAGUCCGGUGUAUCCGGUAUCUAUACGUUCCAGACUAACCGCGAGCCUCCAUUUGCUCAGGGCUAAAGAUUUAUUUAUUCCGAGUUUUACCUGACAACUAAAUCAAUAAAGUAUCUAAGCCUCC